Molecule: messenger RNA, 4101 nt
Organism: Cebus imitator (Panamanian white-faced capuchin)
Lineage: Eukaryota; Metazoa; Chordata; Mammalia; Primates; Cebidae
Gene: GFAP
Product: glial fibrillary acidic protein
Exons: 10
Coding region: 995-2410 (471 amino acids)
Biological process (GO): intermediate filament organization; regulation of chaperone-mediated autophagy
Cellular component (GO): cytoplasm; intermediate filament; cell projection
Molecular function (GO): structural constituent of cytoskeleton
Source: RefSeq, a predicted model, not a curated record
UGCUUUGUGGAGCUGUCAAGGCCCAGGCUCUGGGAGGGGGACGCAGGGAGGCCAGGCAAGGAAGGGGUGACCUGGAGGGACAGACCCAGGGGCUGAAGUGCAGCCCAGGGACUGGGCCAGAGAGCACCGGCCCCUUCUUGCCCUAUCAGGACCUCCACUGCCAUACAGAGACCAUGAUUGACCUCAGACAAAGGGCUGGUGUCCAAUCCCAGCCCCCAGCCCCAGAACUCCAGGGAAUGAAUGGGCAGAGAGCAGGAAUGUGGGACAUCUGUGUUCGAGGGGAGGAGUCCAGGGGUCUGCUGGGAAUGGGACCUAGUCGGAAACUAUGAUAUAGGCGCCCCUUGAGGAUAUGGAACAGGUUUGUUCUUCACCAAAUUCCCAGCACCUUGCAGGCACUUACAGCUGAGUGACAGAAGGCCUGGGUUAUGAAAUCAAAAAGCUGGAAGGCAGGUCAGAGGUAACCUGGUACAGCCCUUCCUUUUUUUUUUUUUUGAGACAGGGUCUUUCUCUGUUGCCCAGGCUGGAGUGGUGCAAACACAGCUCACUGCAGCCUCAACCUACUGGGCUCAAGUAAUCCUCCCACCUCAGCCUCCCAAAGUGCUGGGAUUACAAGUAUGACCCAUCCCACCCUGCCCUUCCCUUCCUUUUUAAUUGAUGCAUAAUAAUUGUAAGUAUUCAUUGUAGUCCAACCAACCCUUCUUGACCCACCUUCCUAAAGAGAGGGUCCUCUUGCCUCAGUGGUCAGGGCCCCGGGCCCAUGGUCUGGCUCCAGGCACCACCUGCCUCAUGCAGGAGUUGGCAUGCCCAGGGAGCCCUGCCUCUGGGCACAGUGACCUCAAUGGGGUGAGAGGAGCUCUCCCCAUAGCUGGGCUUCGGCCCAACCCCACCCCCUCAGGCUAUGCCGGGGGCGUUGCCAGGGGCAGCGGGCAUUGCCAGCCCAGCCCACUCCUUCAUAAAGCCCUCAUGUCCCAGGAGCGAGUAGAGCCAGGGCAGGAUGGAGAGGAGACGCAUCACCUCUGCUGCUCGCCGCUCCUAUGUCUCCCAGGGGGAGAUGAUGGUGGGGGGCCUGGCUUCCCGUCGUCUGGGUCCUGGCACCCGCCUCUCCCUGGCUCGAAUGCCCCCUCCACUCCCGACUCGAGUGGACUUCUCCCUGGCUGGGGCACUCAAUGCUGGCUUCAAGGAGACCCGGGCCAGUGAGCGGGCAGAGAUGAUGGAGCUCAAUGACCGCUUUGCCAGCUACAUCGAGAAGGUUCGCUUCCUGGAACAGCAAAACAAGGCACUGGCUGCUGAGCUGAACCAGCUGCGGGCCAAGGAGCCCACCAAGCUGGCCGACGUCUACCAGGCUGAGCUGCGAGAGCUGCGGGUGCGGCUCGAUCAACUCACCGCCAACAGCGCCCGGCUGGAGGUCGAGAGGGACAAUCUGGCACAGGACCUGGGCACUGUGAGGCAGAAGCUCCAGGAUGAAACCAACCUGAGGCUGGAAGCGGAGAAUAACCUGGCUGCCUAUAGACAGGAAGCAGAUGAAGCCACCCUGGCCCGUCUGGAUCUGGAGAGAAAGAUUGAGUCGCUGGAGGAGGAGAUCCGGUUCUUGAGGAAGAUCCAUGAGGAGGAGGUUCGGGAACUCCAGGAGCAGCUGGCCCGACAGCAGGUCCACGUGGAGUUGGACGUGGCCAAGCCAGACCUUACCGCAGCCCUGAAAGAGAUCCGCACGCAGUAUGAGGCAAUGGCGUCCAGCAACAUGCAUGAAGCCGAGGAGUGGUACCGCUCCAAGUUUGCAGACCUGACAGACGCUGCUGCCCGCAAUGCGGAGCUGCUCCGCCAGGCCAAGCACGAGGCUAACGACUACCGGCGCCAGUUGCAGUCCUUGACCUGCGACCUGGAGUCUCUGCGCGGCACGAACGAGUCCCUGGAGAGGCAGAUGCGCGAGCAGGAGGAGCGCCACGCGCGGGAGGCUGCCAGUUACCAGGAGGCGCUGGCGCGGCUGGAGGAAGAGGGGCAGAGCCUCAAGGACGAGAUGGCCCGCCACUUGCAGGAGUACCAGGACCUGCUCAACGUCAAGCUGGCCCUGGACAUCGAGAUCGCCACCUACAGGAAGCUGCUGGAGGGCGAGGAGAACCGCAUCACCAUUCCUGUGCAGACCUUCUCCAACCUGCAGAUCCGAGGGGGCAAACGCACCAAAGACGGGGAAAAUCACAAGGUCACAAGACAUCUCAAAAGCCUCACAAUACAAGUUAUACCAAUACAGGCUCACCAGAUUGUAAAUGGAGCGCCGCCAGCUCGUGAAACCAGCCUGGACACCAAGUCUGUGUCAGAAGGCCACCUCAAGAGGAACAUCGUGGUGAAGACUGUAGAGAUGCGGGAUGGAGAGGUCAUUAAGGAGUCCAAGCAGGAGCACAAGGAUGUGAUGUGAGGUGGGACCCAGCUGGUGGCCUCUGCUCCAUCGCAUGAGGGGCUCAAGGAGGAGCAGGAUAGUUGCUCCUUCUCUGCUGGCGCCUUUCCCCAGACCUGAGCUCCCACCGCCCCAGCUGCUCCCCUCCCUCCUUGUCUCUUGGCCAGCUAGCUGCUCUAGGCUCCGUCUGCAUUAGGCCUGCCAGACAGCACCCACCCAGCACCCAGCGACUCUAACUAACAAGGCACUCACCCCCAAGGGGCAGUCUGGAGGGGCAUGGCCAGCAGCUUGAGUUAGAAUGAGGAGGAAGGAGAGAAGGGGAGGAGGGCGGGGGACCAAAUACAUCGCCCUCCACAUCCCUGAUCCCUGUUGUUAUGGCAACUGUUUCCAGAAUUGGAGGUUCUCUCUGGGUAUCUGGGAACUGUGCCUUUGAGUUUCCUCAGACUGCUGGAGGAAAACUGAGCCUCAGACAGGAAAGGGAGGUCCCCACAGACAAGGUAGCCCUGGCCAGAGGCUUGUUUUGUUUUUUGUUGUUUUUGAGGCGGGGUCUCCCUAUGCUGCCCAGGCUGGCCUUGAACUCCUGGGCUCAAGCAAUUUUCCCACCUCAGCCUCCUGUAUAGCUGGAUUGUAGCCUCAAGCCAUCGUGCCCAGCUCAGAGGGUUAUUCUUCUAGACAGACCCUGAUCAGUCUAAGAUGGGUGGGGACGUCCUGCCACCUGGGGCAGGCACCUGCCCAGAUCCCAGAGGAACCUCCUGAGCCAUGACUCAAAUGUCUCAGGCCCCCUGAGCUGCCAUCCAGGGACCCUGUCUGUGGGCACACUGUGCGCAGGUGGGAGCUUGAUUCUCAGCACUUGGGGGAUCUGUAGUGUAUGUGGAGAGGGAUGGGGUGCUGCGAGGGAUAGAGGGGGGCUGCCUGGCCCCCAGCUGUGGGUACAGAAAGGUCAAGCCCAGGAAGACUGCCCCGUGCAGACUGGAGGGGACGCUGGUAGAGAUGGUGGAGGAGGCAAUUAAGUCGGCGCUAGACAUCCAGAUGGGGGUUGUGGGUGACCAGUUGCACUUGGCCUCUGAGUUGUGGGAAUUAAGAAAGUGACUCAUCCUCUUGAAGAUGCUGAAACAGGAGAGAAAGGGGAUGUAUCCAUGGGGGCAGGGCAUGACUUUGUCCCAGUUCUAAAGGCCUCUUCCUUGCUGUGUCAUCCCAGGCCGCCCCAGCCUCUGAGCCCCUGGGACUGCUGCUUCUUUACCCCAGUAAGCCACUGCCACACGCCUGACCAUCUCCACCCCAGAGUGACCGGCUGCUUUUCCCUAAGCCAAGGGCCUCUUGUGGUCCCUUCUUACUCACAUGCAAAAUGUAUCCAGUAUUUUAGGUAGCGCCCUAUUGUACAAUUUGUAAAACUGAGGCGCGAGCAAAGUGAAGAUACUGGCUCAUAUUCCUGCAGCCUGGAGGCCGGGUGCUCAGGGCUGACACGUCCCCACCCCAGCGUACCCACUCUGCUUUAACUGGGCAGACUGGUGGGAUCUGUGCCCAGAAAUGGGACUGAGAGGGCCCACUUCAGGGUUCUCCUCUCCCCUCUAAGGCCGAAGAAGGGUCUUUCUCUCUCCCCAAGACUUGGUGUCCUUUCCCUCCGCUCCUUCCUGCCACCUGCUGCUAAUCUUCAGGGCACUGCUGCUGCCUUUAGUUACUGAGGAAAAAUAAAGACCGCUGCGCCUUUCCCC